AUGAGCGACGGGAAGGCGCUGCAGACGACAUUGGCUCCUCCGGCCGUGACAGCACUACGACAAGAUGCCUCGAACGAUGGCGCCAACAAGGCACAAAUGCUCCGGACUGUUAGCAUGGACAUCCGGGAAGAGCGUGAUGAUCUGAAGAAGGCGGCCGAACAGUCACUCAAUGCCAUACUUGAAUUGGAUUUGGAGGGAACCAUACGAUGGGUCAGCCCUUCGUGGGAAGAUGUUUCUGGAACGCCCGCUAGCGACAUCACCGGAAAGCCAAUCGGGGACAUUCUGGUCGACAAUCAUGCAGUCUUCGCGGAAUGUGUUGAGGCUAUGCGCAAGGAUGACUCCAAAAGCCAUUUCGUACGCUUCGCGGUGAAGACUAGCAAUGGUGGACUCACAGCAGAAGACGGGCAGACGGACGACCAGACACCGAUGGAGCCGAAGGCUGGCCUUGAUAGCAUGCCGGACGUGGAGCAAGAUGCAGACAAGACUCCGAAUGUACAGGAGAACAGAGUCGACUUGGACGCUCAGGGCAUCAUGGUAUACGAUCGCACGACGGGAGAGGAGAGUCAUACGAUGUGGAUGAUCAAACCGGCCGUUUCCCGAGAGAUCACAAUCGACCUGCCGCAGGUUCUGGUAGACUCCCUCGGCGUUGGCGCCGAAAUGCUGGCGACCUACCUGACCAAAUUGGCGGACAGCGGUGCGCAGGAUCCUGGCAAUCACCCUCCCCCGCUUCCUGUGCUGUGCCGGAUCUGCGAGCGGCAGAUCACGCCUUGGUGGUUCGAGAAGCAUACCGAAUUGUGCUCGCAGGAACACCGCGCAGAGAUGGAAGUACAGAUGGCACAAGAGUCUUUGCAGGAGCAACGCUCAGCCUUGGUCAAGGUGCUGGAUGUUCUCGAAGCUCAGACACGCGCCAUCAGACCCAACGCACACGAUGCAGGCUCGCCAACGCCCGUGCCCAAAGCAGAAUACAAAGGACUUCCCAUCGGGUCCAACUCCCUGCCAUCUUCUGGACCCUCGUCUGGCCGAUCAUCUCCUGGCACGCACGCACCUCGCUCUCGUGAAUCCUCGGCUAGCGGUCUGAGCCAUCAUCGUGCUCGCUCAUUUGCUGUGCGGCGACCGCUCGCACGGAUCGUGGAGCUGGUGCUGGACCUUUGCGACACGUCAAUGGAGAUCAGUACCCCGUCGAUCAAGGAAACCAAGCACAGCGCACCGGGUGAGAUCAGAACACAAUCGCCACAGUCGGAAGGUCGUAUCCAGCAGGUCAUGCAGUGGCAGUCACCGAGCGCAGGUUCACUUGAGAACGAGCAAGGUCUUUCAUUGCUUUGCGACGACACCGCCCAACUGGCGAAAGCGAAGGUGGAAGCUGUCUUUAGACAUCGUCGCAUUCUAGAAUACUCGGAGCGUAUCCGUGUUGAGUACGAUGUGCUCGUACAGGAAUGUAUUGAAGCUGCGAUGGACAAGGCAGCUCGGAUUGCAGCAGGAGAUAUCAGCGACUCAGCCUCUAGUGAAGAUUCGGACGGCUACGAAGAGCCAAGAGAAGAGCAGCCGCAGGAGGAGACACCUGGAUCUCGAUCGGACAUGGCGUCCUCCGGCGGCAUCUUCAGCCUCAAUACAUUCCAGACGUCGGGUACUUCAAGUCCGAGCGCAAUGGCAUCGGCGCUGAGGAAUGCUUCAGACUUUAGCUUGCGGCGUCGUUCUUCGGCAGCGUCGUCAAGAGCCAGCAGUCCGCAUGGAGCCAUGACGCCAAGAUCUCAUGCAGGACAAUCGGAGUCGUAUCGACUGCACAAGCGCGGAUCCUUAGCCUUUGAGAGCGAUGCGGGCGCCGAAAGCGAUGGCAGCAUGCGUUCUUCCAUCGCCAGUGGUAGCCACCGACGUGCGGACUCGCCGGGCGCCGAAGUAAGCCUCAGUCGUGUCGCUAGCACGCGAUCGCGCGACCGAAAGCGUCAAAGCCUAGUACUUCCAAGCCUAGCAGGGAUAGGAAGGCACCAGUCUCCUGGCAGAGCGCCACCGCCGCCCUCAUCACCGUUGCGAAUGGCCAAAGCCAGGCUGCCGAGCGGGACUGACAGCGCCCAUUCGCCUAUAACUUCGCCCGUUAUAUCUCAAAGCGAGUUCAGCUCCCCUGUUAUUCGAGCACAGCAUCACCACCAUCGUCGACAAUCUUCAGCCGCAUUUUCCGAGGCCCAAGGACGACCAGGUUCUCCACGUCUGAGCGCGGUGAUCAGCAACCCCCAGCCCAAGGCUGUGCAAACUUCCAUCAAAGACUUUGAGAUCAUCAAGCCAAUCAGUAAGGGCGCAUUUGGAAGUGUAUAUCUGUCAAAGAAAAAGUCUACUGGGGACUACUAUGCCAUCAAAGUUCUCAAGAAGGCAGACAUGGUCGCCAAGAAUCAGGUUACCAAUGUCAAAGCAGAACGGGCCAUCAUGAUGUGGCAGGGCGAGAGUGACUUUGUCGCGAAGCUCUAUUGGACAUUCUCCAGUAAAGACUACCUGUACCUGGUCAUGGAGUACCUCAACGGCGGUGAUUGCGCAUCUUUGAUAAAGGUUCUUGGGGCAUUGCCAGAGGAUUGGACUGUGAAAUACAUCGCCGAGGUCGUGCUGUGCGUGCAGCAUUUGCACAGCAGACAAAUUGUUCACCGCGACAUCAAGCCCGACAAUCUCCUCAUCGAUGCGAAGGGCCAUCUCAAGCUGACGGAUUUUGGGCUCUCGCGCAUGGGUUUAAUCGGUCGGCAAAAGCGUGCGAUCAAUGCAAAGCCAGGCGAUGCCCCUCCCGAUCUUUUGAAAGCCGGUCCCUUCCGCCGUGCGCCAUCUCUGGCCUCCUCGCGCUCGACGUCGUUCGACUACCAAGGAGCUACGCAAUCGCCGGCGCAAACUCCGUCUCUUACUCCUGCCUUUGUGGGUGACUCCAACCAGCCGUCUUACUUCAGUCUCUAUCGGGACUCCUCUCGAGAGCCGUCGAGACGGACAUCCGGUCAUCGCAGCGACAGCGGCGACAGCGAAGCUCUAUCCACGAUGUUCCGAAGGUUCUCUGUCGCAGAGGGCCGAACGCCAAUCGAGGAAGAGACAGGGAGUGACGAUGGUGGCGACUCCCCUGAUCCCUAUGCCCUCCACCCUGUCGCGAGCAACUCGAGUGUGCCGAAGCCCGAGACUCCUUCGCAGCAGCCCGCAGCGAUGCCACCACCAAUGAUGGCCUUGUUCGAUCCCGAGGACAAUAGCAGGCGAUUCGUCGGCACCCCCGAUUAUCUCGCACCAGAGACAAUCAAUGGGAAUGGUCAGGAUGAAAUGAGCGACUGGUGGUCACUUGGCUGUGUCUUGUUCGAAUGCUUGUAUGGUCGGCCGCCUUUCAAUGCCGACAGCCCGGAAGAGGUUUUCCAGAAUAUUUUGUCACGCAAUAUUCACUGGCCAACGGGAGACGAGGAGGACAAUGUCUCCGAGGAGGCGAAAGAUCUUGUCAACAAGCUGAUAUGUCUAGACCCCAAAGCACGCCUAGGAUCGAAUAAGGAUGAGAAGUUUGCCAGUGGAGGCGACGAGAUUAAGGCCCAUCCGUGGUUCGCGGAGAUCAAUUGGGAGACGCUGCGAGAAGAUGAAGCAUCCUUUAUCCCCGCCAGCGAGAAUCCUGAAGACACCGAAUACUUCGAUGCUCGAGGCGCGACGAUGCAGAGCUUCGCGGCUGAGUUUGAGGAUCAGUCCACUUCCCCAGCGCAGACACCCGGUGCGGAGUACUUGGAAAGACCGUAUGAUGCUUUGUCGCGAGUACGUUCGCAGGUCAACUCGGUGAAGCGCAAUCUUAUGCCGCUGCAUAUUCCGCCUCACGUUCGAGACGGUCGAUCGCGCAGAUUGAGCGAGCCUAUGGUGGCAGAUGACUUCGGCAACUUUCAGUUCAAAAACCUGCCGGUGCUUGAGAAAGCCAAUAAGGACGUGAUCCAGAAGCUUCGAGCAGACGCACUACAAGCCCAAGCUAAAGCUGCGACAGGCAGUGCAUCUGUGCCCACCUCUGCAGUUGUCUCGCCAUCGCCUGCGCCGUCCCUGGAGUCGAGUCCGAUAGUGUCUGGCCCUCUCAACCGGACGAUGAACAUCAGCCAAGGCGCUCGAUCGCAGUCUCCUUCACUUUUCAGCCCGACCCACUCGUCGCCGAGCCGAGCAUCUCAACCUUCCUCGCCACUCCUGGUGAACUUCACCACCGGUCAGAGCCAGGAGCGUCGCAAGACUUCGAGCACAUCUUCCAGCCAAUCUCAACCCCCGGGAGGAACCCUUCAGCCUGGUAACUUCUUCGAGCAGGCACCGCGACUCCCAGUCACAUUCAAAGCGACGUCUACCGCUCCGUCGCCCAUCAAGUCGGCCAAGUCGGGCUCCAUGCAUUUGCCACACGAGAGAGCAACUUCCGCGCAUCGUCAACUCGGCGUUAGUUCUCCGAGACAAAGGUCACACACCUUGGGUGCGGACAAUCAAGAUGCGGAUCUCGUGCCCGAGCUACUGCCUCACCACAAACGGAGAAGUGGCGUUUUCGAUGUUUCGCCUUCGUCCUCGGACAACGAGGAGACCAGACACCAAGCAUUACUACGCGUACAGCGCCGCCGACAAAGCUCUCGUCGUCUUUCGCAGAUCAGUUUGGCAGAUGGACCAACUUUCCGCACCCUCGAUGUGCUGGUAUGCGAAGACCACCCCGUUUCUCGCCUCGUGAUGGAACGUCUGCUAGAGAAGCUACGCUGUCGAACCAUUGCCGUGACCAACGGAACGGAGGCCGUGCGGUAUGCAAUGAGCGAGGUCAAAUUCGACAUCAUCAUGAUGGAGUACAAGUUGCCCCAAGUGAACGGAGCUGAUGUCGCAAGGAUGAUCCGCGACACGAAGAACGCCAACUCUCACACACCCAUUGUCGCGGUGACGGGAUACCUGAAGGAACUUCACGCGCCGCACCACUUCGACGCGUUGGUCGAGAAGCCACCAACGAAGGAGAAGUUGGAAGAAGUCAUGGGCCGCUUGUGCCAGUGGAAGACACCUCCAGACGGCUGGAAACCAAGCCAUCCGCAGGACAUCCAGCAGCCGAAGCACCGACAGGAAUCCAUGCUCAGCGACAAUAGUCCUACAACCACUACCUCAUCCUCUGGCUUCGGGAGCUCCAACCAUGUAUUCUCCAGAGACGCCACCCGAACAGGCUCUCUCGGCUCAAGCUCCUUUGGUGAGGCGGACAGCCAGUACAGCUCAUCCAUCCCACUCAUCGUCUCUCGGCAAGCAACGAACGAGUGGGAUCAGAGCGACCUCGAGCGCAACUUUGGCGGUCUUGGGAUCUCGAACACGGUCAGUAAUGAAGACGACUUCAAGAGACGUCCGCAGAAACUCGCUUUGGAGACGCAGAUUUCUGCUCCCGGGGCUCUUGAAACGCCAGAAAGCUCCUCACCACGCAAGCAACCUUCGAUGGAGGAGAUUUACGCCAAGCGCAUAUCGUUGGAGAAAGUCAGACUCGAGUCCGCAGCUGAAAGCGGCGACGAUGAGGACGAGGAGCUAGGAAACAUUCAACCUCGAGCACGCUCUCCUAGGUGGAGUACUAAGCGCAGCUCAAAGCUCGGCACGGAGAUGAUGCGCACUAACAGCCAGGGAAGCGUCAUCUCGAGCGAUGAGAUUCCUCCGGCCAAGAGCAUCAUGAGUCCCGGCGCGGGCUUGGGGCACUCCAUUAUGGAAGACCCUGCGGCUGAGGUAGCUGCUGCUGGCCACUUGACGCCGCCGGAGGUCUUCCCUCGUCAUCCUGGUCACCACAUCGAGACGAUUGAGAUGGACCUCUCGACUUUUGAACCGGCUGAGGAGGAUGCCACGCCCAAGGCCCAUUCGACCUCCGAGUUCGACUCGGACCCCACGCCACGGCCUGCUCAUUCGCCUGUGCCGAAUGACUGA
Messenger RNA from Zymoseptoria tritici IPO323, 5877 nucleotides. RefSeq lists its product as uncharacterized. The record is from RefSeq and is a predicted model, not a curated record. Gene Ontology annotation, molecular function: ATP binding; protein serine/threonine kinase activity. Lineage: Eukaryota; Fungi; Ascomycota; Dothideomycetes; Mycosphaerellales; Mycosphaerellaceae. Gene Ontology annotation, cellular component: nucleus; cytoplasm. Gene Ontology annotation, biological process: peptidyl-serine phosphorylation; phosphorelay signal transduction system. The transcript has a single exon. Bases 1 to 5877 code for a protein of 1958 amino acids.